AUGAAGGUGAAGGAUGGAAUUUUGACAUCAAAAUUGUGUAGGCCAACAUCAUUUGGCGUAGUUAACAAUACAUGGAGAAUAUUCACGUACAAGGAGUUGCAUGCGGCUACCAACGGAUUCAGUGAUGAUAACAAGCUUGGUGAAGGUGGUUUUGGAAGUGUGUAUUGGGGAAGGACCAGCGAUGGUCUUCAGAUAGCGGUAAAGAAACUGAAAGCAAUGAACUCAAAGGCCGAGAUGGAAUUUGCUGUAGAAGUUGAAGUUCUUGGAAGGGUUAGGCACAAAAACUUGCUGGGUCUUAGGGGCUAUUGUGUUGGGGAUGAUCAACGGCUCAUAGUAUAUGAUUACAUGCCAAAUCUCAGCCUGCUUUCUCAUCUCCAUGGCCAGUUUGCAGUUGAUGUGCAACUUAACUGGCAGAGGAGAAUGAACAUUGCAAUUGGCUCUGCAGAAGGCAUUCUGUACUUGCACCGUGAGGUGACACCCCACAUCAUUCACAGGGACAUCAAAGCUAGUAACGUGCUUCUGAAUUCAGAGUUUGAGCCUCUAGUUGCAGAUUUUGGGUUUGCAAAGCUAAUCCCAGAAGGAGUUAGCCAUAUGACUACCCGUGUGAAGGGUACAUUGGGAUACUUGGCACCUGAAUAUGCGAUGUGGGGCAAGGUCUCCGAAAGUUGUGAUGUUUAUAGCUUUGGAAUUCUGCUCUUGGAACUUGUAACUGGUAGAAAGCCCAUAGAGAAGCUCCCUGGUGGGCUAAAGAGAACGAUAACCGAGUGGGCCGAGCCUCUAAUAGCGAAAGGAAAGUUGAGGGACCUGGUUGAUCCAAAACUGAGAGGGAACUUCGAUGAAAACCAAGUAAAACAAGCAAUCAAUGUGGCUGCUCUUUGCGUGCAGAGUGAGGCCGAGAAACGACCCAACAUGAAGGAAGUUGUUAACCUUCUUAAAGGGUUUGAAUAUGAAGAGAAGAAAGUGACUGUGACGAGGAUAGAUAGUAUCAAGUAUGAUGAAGAACUAUUGGCACUUGAUCAGCUUAGCGAUAAAGACCAUGACGAUGCAACUGCUAGUUAUGGUGUUUUCAGUGCCAUUGAAGUCCAAAAGAUGAAGGAUCCAUAUAAACGAAUGGGCUAA
This is a messenger RNA of Sphenostylis stenocarpa, 1119 nucleotides long. Lineage: Eukaryota; Viridiplantae; Streptophyta; Magnoliopsida; Fabales; Fabaceae. The record is from the annotation of a GenBank genome assembly.